UCGAGCUCAAAAUCGUGAAUUCGUACAAAAAAAUGGAGGAAAUUUCUAAUGAAAACGGUGAAGUAACCAAUCUGCCAGAGGUUGACAUAAAAUGGUGUGAGUAUUGCCCGUCUACUCGACAAGAAGGAAGCCUGCAAGCACUCAAGGAAACCUUACCGCAUGGGUACCAGUAUAUUUGCUGUCAGCAGGAGACUUCCAGAAACGUGCCCCGGGUGGAUUUCCGAGUAAACAUAAAGGAUGAGCUGUCGGCCAAAGAGUGGCUAGCCAAGUACCAGGAGACAACACUGGCAACAUGGCGAACAGCAAGGACAUAUCCAAACCGGGGCAGCAGGACACUGUGUCGUCUGGAGAAGAGGUGUCAGCACAUGACCUGCCCACGCUCCAAAUCGGCCGACUUACGAAAGGGUUCCAAGAACACCAAUUGCCCAGCCGUGCUCAUUGUUAUCGUCAGGAGGACCGAAUUCAAACGCCACAAUGGUAAAGAAAGAAUGUGCCGGUCAGAAGAUCACCAUCUCCCCAAGUGGCCCAUGACGGUUGUCCUGAAGCAUGACCACAACCACCCCCUGAAGGCGGCCAACAUGCUGCGGCACCGUGAUGUCUCCAAGGACGUGCGCAAGAAGCUGAUAAAACUCUUCCGGGCCGGUCAUUCGGCCACCAGUGCCCUCAACAUGCACCAGUAUGACCUGCAAAUAGAGCAUGGAGAUGAUUAUGUCUUCCUGAGCGGGGACAGACACCACAAUCCCGAUCUCAACUUCACUUGGAGGUUGUACAACCAGAUUUUUGGAAAGGCAAAAACCAACCAGGGCGAGAGGCCGAAACACCUACCUGUGCCAGGGGAGAUUAUCGACGAGGCAGUGGGUAAGCGGAGGGACAAGAGAACAUUCACCAUCAACUCCAACCCGGAGAUGGUGGCCAUGUUGCAGGAGAAGAUUGACAAGUACAACCUGGAGAAUGGGGACUGUGUCCGGUGGAAAGUGGAAAGCAAUCACCUGGUGAUGGCCAUCGUCACGCCCCUCAUGAAGCGCACCCAUGCCCUGAUCAAGUAUGCUGGAGAGAUGGUCUUUAUGGAUGCCUCAGGCACUAUGAGCCGGCACAACACCCAGGUCUUCAUGAUGAUGACACCCAGCUUUGCUGGUGGCCUGCCCCUCGGUGCGUUCAUAACCACUGGUGACUCAAAACAGCUCAUCCAGUCUGCCAUCCAGCUGGGCCAGGAUAUCUUAGGUGAUACUGCCUUCUACGGGCGAGGGAUGGCAGGCCCUGAAGUUUUCUUCACUGAUGACAUUGAUGCUGAGAAGUUUGCCCUGGAGGGUGUUUAUCCAGGAUCCACUCUCAUCCUUUGCAUCUAUCAAGUCCUGCAGGCUUUCUGGAAACACCUUUUUGAUCCCAAGUUCAAGAUCCACAGGGGCGACGGGCCCUACCUGUUCGAAAUGAUGAAGGCCAUGCUGUAUGCAUCGUCGGAUGCCGACCUAGAAGUGUCCUAUCAGAACAUCAUGCAUGACGACAUUGCAAACAAGUACUCACCAGUGAAAGCAACGUAUCUCAGGAUGUAUGAGAGGAGGACAGAGUGGGCACUGUGCUACCGGAACGCUUUGCCUCUUUGUGGCAACAACACAAGUAACUACUGUGAGUCGGCCAUGAGGAUCCUGAAGGACAAGAUCUUCCACCGGGCCAAGACAUACACUGUCGUCCAACUGGUUGAUUUCCUGCUGACAAGGAUGGACCAGUAUUACCAGAAGCGCCUGCUGGACGUUGGCCACAACAGGCUAAAUGAGGCCCUUGCGUCACGCUACAUCUCUAGUGGGGGUCCAACUGUGUGCACCCACAAGGACAAGAUCAUCCAGGAAUCGGCAAUGGUGUUCCUCAUACCAAAUGAGAAACCCGAGGAGACCACUUACAGGGUGGACAUGACUGUUGGACUCUGCACCUGCCGCGUUGGCAGCACAGGUGGGCCUUGCUGUCACCAGAAAGCUGUCCUGACUGGCUUCUAUAUCCCCUCCUGGAACUUUAUCCCAGUGAAGGAUGAGGCCAUGAGAGAGCUCCUUUUCCAAAUUGGGGGUACCAUGGAGGAAGAGAAAACCCAAACCCGAAAGCGUCCCAGGGAAGAUGAGGUGUGUGAAACUGAUGACUUUGACCUAGCAGCCUCAGAAUACGAUGACACGCCACUGGAGGAAAGAAAGAUGUGCAAGGGAACGAAGAGGAAGGGCAUGGUUGUGUCUCCAAAGGUGCAUCAGAAGAAGGUGCUGGCCGAAUUGGAUGCCUUUGUGGCUAGGAUCAAAACUGGUUACCUUAACAAUCCCUGCGUGUACAAGGAUGCAUUGGAGGACUUUGUCCACCAAACAAAGAAGUUUAAGACAGACGCUGAGCUUGUAUGUGCCUUAUACACAUUUGGGGAAUAGAACGGAAUGUUUGUGUGUGUGGAACACUUUCCAAUAGAAGGCAGACUCCAAGAUGUUUCAUGAGGAAUGUAAAAUACAUGUGUGUGUGUACAUGCAUACAUUGUCUCAUGGUGCCAUCUACGUGAAUGAGAUUUUGUGGGCCAGUGUUUUGGUCAUUCAGCUAGACUGAAUGUUGACCUUUUUAAUGUACCUCUUCACAUUCAAAAAUAUUGUGUUUAUCACCUUCUUUAUGAGAGAAGAUCAGUUUGGCCCAGUGCACUUUGUUUUAAAGAAUAAAACAAAAGCUAGUAAUACUGUAUUCCAUAAUAUUCUACUCCUUCCCUUUUUGCUAUCGUAUGAAGGAACUCUGUAGGACUGUUGAGAGCACUCUUAAGCCUGCUAUGGAGUGCCAAGUGAGGGUAUUUCCAUUGAUAUUAAGUGGUGUACGAACUAUGUAAAUACUGGCCAUGUGAGCACUUUGCUAUCACCCCUGUGAACUUACAUUAAGUGUUGACACAUGAUCAUAAAAAAUUUGCUCUCAUUUUUCAGUUUGAUGUGCUUAGGCAGAAUGGCUAAACUACGUUCAAUUGACUGAGGCCCAGUGACCAUUUGUACUUCACAUUUUUCAUCUAUUCUGUUUUCAAACCAGUAGAAGUUGGAUAUCAACUUAAAUUCAUAUAUCAGUGGACUAAACUGGCUAAGUGUGAAGUUGAGGUCUAUGUGUUGAAGUAAACAUGUUGAAGUAAAUUGCAUUUCGUGAGAUGGAACCUGCACAAAAUAAUGGCAGGUCAUUCUUCUAUUCUAAUGACCCUCACUUUUGGCAUAUGUCGUCCGAAAUGAGUAGGCUUUUGAGUCUGGAAGAUCCCUAGACCAACCCAAUGUCCUAAGUCUACUGGUAAUUCUACACGUAGUUACCUAAGCAUGCCCCUCAUGUGUUUUCAUCAUUGUGGUCUUGAGUAUGACCUUUGUAUUUAUAACCAAACUUAGUGGCUCUGAUGGGAAAUCCCAUAAUCAGCUCCCAUUCCGAGGUUGAAGUUGAUCCAUAAACUAAAUACUUGUACAUAUGUACAUGCAGUUCAGUUACGACUAUGAAACUCAUGAGUUGCUCGUGCGUCUACCUACAUGUACGCAUAGAGGGCAGGAGAUGGCUGGAACGGUGAUUUGCAAUCAUGGCUUUGCUGGUGGAGCUUACACAGUGUCUUGAGAAGGAAACAAAAUAUUACAAUACAUACAUGUAGCGACAGACUGACUGAUCUCGUGGCAACCUUUAAAACACCCGUUUUUUAUUGCGUUAGAGGGGAACUUUGCAAAUUUUUUGGCAUGAUGGUUGCCUGAAGACGGCCUCACACUAGAGUUGGCGAGUGGCAACUUUAGCGAGCUUGGCAAACUGGGUUUGGACACUCGCCGGAGAAGAGCCGCGACUUGUACAUGUUAAGAACAGUUUUGAGAUGGUUUGGCGCCUUAUGCAAACGUACGUGAAGGAAAUGCGACUUCGUAGAUUGUUGCGCAAGCACUUAGCAACAAUUGCACCACUAGAAUCACGUCACGGCCACCAACCAGCUUGUGUAACUCCCCCCCCCCAGCCAAACCAAGGUCAGCCUCAGUCUGCAUCCAGCCGCUGGAGACAAUAGACGUGCAGGACCACCAGACGGACGUUCAAGACCAGCCCUGACUCCUGGCCUGGGUCUUCCUGUCCAGCCCAGGGCCUACCAUAGACCAGCCCAGGGUCCAAACCAUGGCUUUCUAUUAAUUUUGGUGAAAGCUGGCAACAUGUUUGAGAUGGUUUGUAGCCCAUCGCGUAACACACGAGAAGGCUUUGAGCAUGUUAGGACUACAUGUAUUUUGAAACGAUCUGGCAAGAAAGGCCGAAUGGUGACAUAAUAUUCACCAAGAAUUUUGAACAUAAAUUUUGAACAUGUUCAAAAUUCCUGUUCAUAUCUUUGUUAACUAGGACGAACCCCACAAACAUUUCGAAACACCUUAGCUCCUUUUUUUUUUUUUUUGACAAAUUUGCGAGGUGCUGCCAGUCCAGUUACAAUUUGCAAAAUGUGAGGAACCUUUAACCACACAAGAAAUUACCGGAAUUUAGAACCUGACAGUUUUUGUCAUUUUCCAUAUUUUGGUUCCGGAAGAAAAACAGGGAUUUCCUUUUGGAUACCUUGCCCUACUGAGGAUCGGGGUGCCUCAGUGUUGUUUGUAAAAUGUUUGAAAAGUUUGUGUUUUUAUCUUUACACUUGUAGUGGAACAGUAACUUUUCACGUGCCAGGAUGUAAAAACGCCGAAGUUAUUAAACAGAUGCAAAGCAAGGUCACAACUUAA
Acanthaster planci (crown-of-thorns starfish) is the source of this 4694-nucleotide messenger RNA. RefSeq lists its product as uncharacterized. Lineage: Eukaryota; Metazoa; Echinodermata; Asteroidea; Valvatida; Acanthasteridae. Gene Ontology annotation, molecular function: zinc ion binding. The record is from RefSeq and is a predicted model, not a curated record.